AUGGCUCCAUCUUUAGCUAAUGCUAGAAAGGUUGAUAACGCGAGCAAGCCUCAAGUGAUAGAGAAAUUGUUUCAUGAGAACAUUGAGCAUCAUGCAAAACCAAAGAUAACCAAAUUCCAUUUCUUUGUCCAUGAUAAUGUUACAGCCGAUCAUCCGACUUCUCUUCUUAUUGCCCCAUCUAACACCAACAAUAGAGCAUCGAUUGCUUUUGGAUCAACCUAUGCUAUGGAUGUUCCGAUAACUAUGGAUGCUCCGAUUCAGAUCCUAAUUCCAAACUUAUUGGUCGAGCUCAGGGCAUGUUUACCUGGGUAG
Oldenlandia corymbosa var. corymbosa is the source of this 312-nucleotide messenger RNA. NCBI's taxonomy places the organism in Eukaryota, Viridiplantae, Streptophyta, Magnoliopsida, Gentianales, Rubiaceae. The record is from the annotation of a GenBank genome assembly.